Cooperia oncophora is the source of this 696-nucleotide messenger RNA. NCBI's taxonomy places the organism in Eukaryota, Metazoa, Nematoda, Chromadorea, Rhabditida, Trichostrongylidae. The record is from the annotation of a GenBank genome assembly.
UUGCUCUUUUUCAGUGUACGUUUUUUUUGCAAAACAAGGUUUUUUGCAGAAGAAAUAGAAAUAGUGGGUGUGAAAGCCUCGGCGCUCAAAGGUCUUGUUGAUUUCUGCUAUACUGGGAAGAUAACUAUCAACAACACCAAUGUGAAGAGCAUUCUACCUGCCGCUUGCAUGCUCCAAAUGAACGAAGUUCAGCACGUUGUUGGUACUGAGCAGUUUUACCAACUUACUGCUAAUCAGCUAAUUGAGCUCAUCUCAAGUGAUCAGCUUAAUAUCCGAUCAGAAGAAAAGGUUUUCGAAGCUGUGCUUCAGUGGGUUAGAUUCGAUCCAUCAGUACGGGAGCAAUUCCUUCCACAAUUGUUGGAGCACGUACGACUCCCACUUUGUUCCCCCAAGUUCCUCGCCGAAACAGUCAGUGAAGACGCGUUAGUGAAGGCGGACGAGGCCUGCCGAGAUCUUCUCGAUGAAGCAAAGGUUAUUACCUACCAGCGUCUUCAGCUGUCUACACCCGUACGAGCAAACAUUCAGGGACCGCGCAUUCAAUUGCGAGAUGUGAUGAUUCGAACUGGAGUCUUUUACCGGGUGAGAAGACGUGAUGAAGAAACCUUAUGGUAUCUGGAGCGCCUCGAUCCCCAAGAAGCGAUCCCCUUGUGGCAGCAGGUUGCGCCCCUGAGCAGAGAAAGGUACAGUAUUUUUUGA